Messenger RNA from Klebsormidium nitens, 1427 nucleotides. The record is from the annotation of a GenBank genome assembly. NCBI's taxonomy places the organism in Eukaryota, Viridiplantae, Streptophyta, Klebsormidiophyceae, Klebsormidiales, Klebsormidiaceae.
AUGAAGCUGGCGGGGGCGAGACCAAAUACGGGGGUGGCGCGAGGCAGAGGGGGGGCUUCAGGGAAGGGCGAUGAGGUGUGGGUGGAUGAAGACGGAAAUGUUAUGCUCGGGGGCAAAACGGGAGGAAGGUAUGUUGGCGAAAUGGCGGGCGGUCUCCCUGAGGGGCGUGGCCAGCACUGGGUGCCUGAAGCGAGCGGGGGUGGCAUGCGGUUGCUGUACGAAGGGGAGUGGAUGCUUGGGGUGAAGAUGGGCCAGGGAACCAUCUACUAUCGGAGCGGCCAGACAUACACCGGAGACGUCGUGGACGGGGACCGUCACGGUGUGGGUCGGCUGACGUACUCGUCUGGGGACGUUUACCAUGGGGCGUGGUUCCACGGGCGGAAAGCGGGUUAUGGCAUCCAGUUCUACGCGGACUCGACUAUUUACGCCGGUAAAUGGGGCAACGACUGCCGGGAGGGCAUGGCGACCUUCUACUGGCCCAACCGGGGGAAGAAAUAUACUGGGGAGUGGGUCAAGAACGUCCCUGUUUGCGGCUCGGUGGAAAGCAUCCGGGCAGGAGAAAUCGAGAAGCUGCAGUAUCCAGCACCGCAGCGGCCGUUUGCGGCACGGUCAGAGAAUCUAGACCUGCCCCCUCUGGAGGUCCUUCAGCCGGGGCUGUCGGUGUACGAGAAGGUGACAGCUGUCCGCGGCGCGCGAACCGCAAGGGGUCCAAAGCCCCCUCUGUCUGCCGCGAAAGAUAAAUCCCACGCCGCCUGUCUGCGGCCGUUCCAGAUCGAGGCGCUGAAGCACGCCUACGUGUCCAUCGCCGGGGGCAUCCGGGAGGAGCACCGGCUGCGGACUGCAAAAUUGACGGACGUCUGCCUGACGGCGGGGUACCAUCCGGACUCCAAAGAGAUGAAAGCAGUGAGGAAGUGCCUGGUGGACAAAGCGCAUGGGGCGGGAACGCUGUCGUUCGACGCCUUCCUGGAAGCGAUCCUGUGGCUACAGAUGUGAGAGCAGCGCACGCGUGCACUCGCGGGAGAUUUGGACAUAGCGGUGGAAGGGUGAUUCUCUAUGGUUAUCUACGAAUAAAACGCCCAACACAAUCAGUUGGCCCGAGCCCCUCCUGUAGCUGUUCACAGACCUCUUAAUCGAGCUCAAAUGCGCUUAACCAAUUCGAGCAGGAACUUUGACCGACAAUUGAAAAUGACGUCCUCGAUCGUUCAUCAAGAAUCGCAUUUGCUUGACAGUACUAUAGUAGCGAUAUUCAUCGGGCGCAUGAGCUUGCAUAAUGCAUACUACAGUUAAAUCGUAGUGGUUGGUUUUCAUGUGCCACAUACAUAGCUCUGAUAGCGAUUCAAUCGAUUGAUCAUCGUACGGGCGCUCGACUUGAACAAGGAUGUUGCCACUUGGGCCACGUACAAGCAAUCUUGAAUGCUGAGAUCAAU